UACCUCUGAGUUCACCCCUGGAUUCCCAUUGGGCGAUUUGACAGAAUAUUUUCUCACAUAGUAAAUUUUUUUUCUUGUUAAUUUUUCUCAAAGAAACCAAGAAUUUCUCAUCAAAAUGAUGCUUUUUAUGCUGCUAUUCAGCCGACAGGGUAAAUUGAGACUGCAGAAAUGGUAUGUGGCACAUCCGGAUAAGGUGAAAAAGAAAAUAACUCGUGAAUUGAUUACAACAAUCUUGGCGAGGAAGCCCAAAAUGUGUUCAUUCCUGGAAUGGAAAGACUGCAAGAUUGUCUACAAAAGAUAUGCGAGUUUGUACUUUUGUUGUGCAAUUGAACAGAACGACAAUGAAUUGCUAACAUUGGAAAUCAUUCAUCGCUACGUGGAGCUCCUGGACAAAUAUUUUGGAAGUGUGUGUGAAUUGGACAUAAUUUUCAACUUUGAGAAAGCCUACUUCAUCCUCGAUGAGCUCCUUGUGGGCGGUGAGAUGCAGGAGACGUCCAAGAAGAAUGUCCUGAAGGCUAUAGCUGCCCAAGAUGUACUCCAAGAGAUGUACGACGAUGACUUUUAUGCAUAUGAUUUGUAGAUGGAUUGUACUAAAAAAAAAACAAAAAAUAAUCAAGCAUGAAUUGGCAUUAAUCAGAGAUUUUUUAACACCCACAUUCUCCCACUUUUUGUAGAUAAACACUAAAAAAAUAUCUACACAGUACAGAAUAAUUCUUUAAUAAAAAAUAAAGAAUAAAAACUAAUGAAACUAAAACAGAUCUAUUUAAAAAAAUAAUUAGCAAAAGAAAACACACAGAAACUCUUCUUACAGAAAACAAUUUAAUGUGGAUAAAUAUCAUACAAGAAAAAAUUAACAUUUUAUUUAGCAAAACAAAACUAUUAAAAAAUCUUUUUAUAUUUUAAUUUAAUUAUUAAUUAAAUGAAGCAAAAUUAAUAACAAACAUAAAAAAAAUGAAAGCAUGAUGAGAGAUUAGAAUUUAAAGAGAAUGCAAGAAGAGAGAGAGAAAGAGUAAUAAACGAAUAAGAGGCUAAUAGAAUUACCUGCAUGCAAGCAUGAAUAUUACAUACAUUAUUCUUUUAAUAGCAUUGAAUAUGUCCCAAAGUUAAUUUUUUUCUUUUAUCUACCUUUGAAAAAAAAAUGAUUGCAAACAUCCCGCCCCAUUCAUUUAUUUUUUUCCGUAUUUUGUUAUCUAUUUUAACUACAUAUUAUAUUAUCUAUCUUUAAUCUCUAUGCUGUAUUAGCUGUUAACAAAAAUUUAUUUAAAAAAAACAACAACUAAAAUUCUUUGAGAAUACAAAUAACAAUAAUUUAAAAUAAAAUCAGGCUGUUUAUUGAAUGUGCAAAACAGUUUAAGAAAUUGCUCUUCUUAUUUCUUUUUUUUUCCUAUUUAAACUAAGAAAAAUUUUAACAGAAAAUAUUAAUGUAUUUUUUAAUGCCUACACAACAUACCAGGACCUCAAUGAAACACUAAAUUAGUGAAAAAGAAUUCUUUUUAAAUUUGUUAACAAUAUUUAAUAAAAAAUAUAUUCCAAAACGUUUAAGAGAAGAAUUCAUUCCAAAACAUCUUCAAUUACCUGCGAAAACAGUUUUUUUUACAUAGGUAAUUGAGAUUUUUUUUUUUCUAAUUAAUUAUUGCUACAUAUUUAUACAUACAUAAUAUAAGAAAAUUAACCUUCUCUUAAGAUAAAAGAAUAUCAUCCUUGUAGUCAAUUUGAGCCAAAAUCCUUUCCACCCAUGAUAUUGCCAAAAAAAAAAAGAAAUCAUUGGGAAACAAAAAGUAUUGCUUGCUAUAUAUAAAAAAAAAUAUAUAGUCUCUCUCAGAGAAAAAAAUAUAUAGUAAGAGAAUAGGAAAGAAAAAAAAUGUAGUCUAGUCCUUAUUGCAGCUAGUUCAAAAGAAAGCACAUUAUUAGAGAUAAAUUCAAAUUGCUCAAUAAACUGUUGAGAUUUUAUUUCGGCUUAAAAAUAGACGAAAAGAAAAUCUUAUAAAAAAAUAUGUUUGAAAGAAUUUCAAUAUCUGAGAGGAAAGAAUAAAUAAUUUUCGGGAUAUUCCUUGAAAGCUUUGCAUUUUAUCGAAUAGAUUUUACAAUUUAAUAUUAAGCUAAAUUGUUGCUUAAGUUAUCGAACAAUGAGGUUGAAACUAAAAAAUUUGAAAGUCUAACCUUAGAAAACUUAGGUCCGGCCUAAAAAACUUAGGCCUAACCUAAAAAAAAAACUUGAGUCUAGUUAAAGAAAUCUUAAGACUAACAUGAAAAACUAAGGCCUAGCUUAAGUAAAGGACUUAGCCGAACUUUUACUGUAUUGAAGGCUCUCAAACUAUCAAACAGUUAGAGCCCUAAUGCAGACUUGUUUUAAACAAUUCAAGAAAAAAAAUCUCUGCAGUUUAUUUUGUAAUUUAUGUUAGAUUUUAGGCAUAUUAAUUCGUUCUGAGAGGACAUUAAAUAAAUAAAAUGAAAAAUGAAAUUAUUUCCAUGUCAAAAAAACAGAGUAUAAAAUAAAAAGAAAAAAAUGAUUUAAUAAUUUAAAAUAUUUAUUUCAUAAAAUGACAAAUUUUAUUUCAACAAAAAGUAACUUUUAAUUUGAGAUUUAUAAGAGGAAAAGAAUUCGAGAAAUAUCAAAAAUAAAGACUCUUUGAGAACGUUCUACCCA
Lutzomyia longipalpis is the source of this 2647-nucleotide messenger RNA. It is a transcript of the gene AP-1sigma, whose product is annotated as AP-1 complex subunit sigma-2. Lineage: Eukaryota; Metazoa; Arthropoda; Insecta; Diptera; Psychodidae. The coding region runs from base 116 to 580 and encodes 154 amino acids. The transcript has 5 exons. Gene Ontology annotation, molecular function: clathrin-cargo adaptor activity. Gene Ontology annotation, cellular component: membrane coat; AP-1 adaptor complex; intracellular membrane-bounded organelle. Gene Ontology annotation, biological process: vesicle-mediated transport; intracellular protein transport. The record is from RefSeq and is a predicted model, not a curated record.